UGCUAAGAUCCGCCACUUGCAUUUCGUAUGCAAAUGAGGAGGGCCUCUGGGCGGGGCGGAGCGCGGCCGGGAUUCAGCACCGGGGGUCGGAAGAGCACAGCCAGCCCGGCAAGCAUCUCUUCUCCGGCCGGCGCCCCAGAGGAUGGAUGCCGUGCUCAAGUGGGGAGCGCAUGAAGACUGAAGCGGGGGGCUCUUGACAAGCUGUCGAGAUUCGAGAUUGCGAAGAGCCGUCCGUUCAGCCUCUUUCACGCUUGACGUUUCAGGGACUGGUCGUUUCUCCAUCCCUGGAGAGAGAUUCCUUCCCCGAGGAAGUGAAAAUAAUGAGCUUUUGGAGGUAUUGCUGUUUUGCUUUCAUUCUGCUCACUGUGGUUGUGUUGGUGAUACUUUAUAGUAGCCAGCUACACGUGCCCAAGAGUUUCGGGAAGCUGAAUAGCUCCAGUCAAAGGAAUUUUCGAAUGCAAGCCUGUGAUGACGCCUUAGAAGACAAGUCAACUUUUUUGUGGGGUAAGACCUUGCCGUCCCCUUUGGGAAGCGUCCCUUGUAAGGACUACCUGAUCCGGAAUCACUACAUCACAAGCCCCCUGUCAGAAGAAGAAGUCACUUUCCCUUUGGCUUAUGUCAUGGUUAUCCAUAAGGACUUUGAUACUUUUGAAAGGCUCUUCAGGGCUGUCUAUAUGCCCCAAAAUGUCUACUGUGUUCACGUGGAUGAGAAAGCCCCAGCCGAGUUUAAGGAAUCUGUACGGCAGUUACUGACUUGCUUCCCAAAUGCUUUUGUUGCUUCAAAGAUAGAGCCUGUGGUCUACGCAGGCAUUUCCCGGCUCCAGGCUGACCUGAACUGUCUAAAAGACCUUGUAGCCUCCAAGGUGCCAUGGAAAUACGCCAUCAACACAUGUGGGCAAGAUUUCCCUCUGAAAACCAACAAGGAGAUAGUUCGGUAUCUGAAAGGAUUUAAAGGGAAAAACAUCACCCCGGGGGUGCUGCCUCCAGAUCACGCAAUUAAGCGGACUAAAUAUGUCCACCAGGAACACAUAGGCAAAGAUGGCUCUUUCGUGAAGAACACUAAUAUUUUGAAAACCUCUCCUCCACACCAGCUGACCAUCUACUUUGGCACCGCCUAUGUGGCCCUUACCAGAGAGUUUGUCAACUUUGUCUUCCAUGACAAAAGGGCCAUUGAUCUCCUACACUGGUCAAAAGAUACUUACAGCCCUGAUGAACAUUUCUGGGUGACACUUAAUAGGAUCCCAGGUGUCCCUGGCUCCAUGCCAAAUGCAUCGUGGACCGGGAACCUCAGGGCCAUAAAGUGGAUUGACAUGGAAGAUAAACACGGAGGCUGCCAUGGCCGCUACGUACACGGCAUUUGUAUCUAUGGAAACGGGGACUUGAAGUGGUUGAUUAAUUCGCCCAGCCUCUUUGCUAACAAGUUUGAGCUGACUACGUACCCCCUCACUGUGGAAUGCCUAGAACUGAGGCUUCGAGAAAGAACCCUAAAUCAGAGUGAAACCGAAAUACAGCCCAGCUGGUAUUUCUGAUCCACUGUAACGCAUGAUCGAAGGGCAGUCGCGGGCAGGAAGAAGAGCCUUUCUCUGUGAGAGAACUUGGCCUCGCUUAUGGUUAACAGUCAUAGCAGCGAGGUCACGGCUGCAGGAUGUGGCUCUGCUAUAUGUUAAAACAUCUACUGGACACUGUGAACUACGCAAUCAGGGCUGCACAGGGCAAUGCUGGCACGUUGGCCCUUCUAGCGGCUCUCUUGAUGGUCAUUCUGUGUCGGGCUCGGGAUCUGAUCAGUGAUCAGUGUAACUGAUGUCAGACCUUUGCACCAGAUGCUCAUCAGAGAGAAAUGCUCUCACGAAAAGGAGAAGUAUAGAUAAUACUGUUUAGGGAAAUAGGAAUUGCGUUUCUUUGGAGAAGGAAUCUUUUAUGGCGGAUCUAUAGCCACACAUCAUGGAUGCCACUCCUCUUUGCUCAGCGGCACACAGGCAUAGAAACGGCUUUCUGGGCACCUCGGCAACCUCCUUUAAAACUUGAGCUACUAGCAUGGAGAACUAGAUCCUGUUCCCGCAUUUCAACACAAGCACUGUCAGCUUCCCGUGUCUGAAGGCCCGGAUAGAAUGUAAAGUCACUGACGAGUGACAGCAGUCACUGCUGCUGCUUCAGCAAAGGGACCCCAGGGAAACAGGACCUUUUUUGUGCAUCAGAAUGUGCUCUGGUCCCUCUUCCAUUGGUUUCCAUGGUGAACGCUGAAAAGUUCCUACAGAAUGAAGAUAUUUCUAGAACUGAGGUGCUAUUGCAUGGAUCUUGUCCCACGUCUCUGACCUCAGAAUGAAUCACUUUCCUCUUGGAUCACUACCCUUUACCCCCACCAAAGUGAUCUUACCUGCAAAAUGGAAUCCAAGGACUCCAGAGUAUUCUCUGAGUAGCUUUACAAUGCUGGUGCUGAUAAGAGUGCCUAGAUUUUUAAGAGCUUUCAACUGUGAGCAAGCUUCUCUGUCGCGUAUCCCUCAUCCUGUUCUCUUUCCCAAUUCAUUCACUCAGCACACAGUAGAUAUUUCUUGAGUGCCUCUUAUACACCAGACACAUGCUUGAGAGAAGGAGAAAAGUAAGACAGAGGCUCCUUGACUCUGAAAUUCUUGGUAAUAGCAUCAGGAUUGGAAAAGCUGCUCUAGAGAAUCUCACAGAUUGCUUGUAUUUUAAUGCAUUCAUAUCCAGGGUUGUAAUUUGUGAUAUCAGGCUGGCCAGGGAUAUGAGUAAUUAGAAAUGGAGAUCUAAAUCCGAGGCCAUUCCAAAGAAAGAAGGGAAGGAACAGACAGAAGCUAACGUGUGUUGUGUUGUUCGGCACCCUGAUAGCUGGCUCAUUGCGUUAAAACCUUACAUAUACUCUUGGGAGGCUUACAUGAUUACUCCCAUUUUGCAGGUGAAUUAAGCGAGGCUUAGUGAGGUUAAUAAGCAUUAGGAAACAAGUUCUCUGAGGAUUAGGAUGUUCUUACUGGUCUCCUUAGUUCAAUUUCCUGAGGUUCAAUACUUAGAGAAGGUAAAAUGAAGCCAUAUUUAGUAUGCCAGAGAGGGUAGGGUUUAAGAACAGUCUCAGUGUUAAUAUGAGAAAAUGUCCUGUCACAUCAGAAAAAUGUGAAGUCUACUUUUGUAUUCCUAAAUCCAUUGAGUUCCUUAAUAUUUAUUUAUUCUAACCCCAAAAAAGUUACUAAAACUAAUGAUAUCGUUAGUUAACACAUUGGUUUUAUUCCUGUUCUUUCUGUAACUAUGUCUGUUGAAUGUUCAUUGUAUUUAAGGGAAUGUCUUUGAAGUCAAGCCUUAUGGUUUUCCAGCUACUGAAAAAUACAGAACUGUACAAAGCGGUAAAGGGUUGAAGUGUAGGGAACACACCCAGAGCUAAUGAGUCUAAUAAUCAUCUUUUCUUUCAGCCUCUUUACAUGACCCCACCCGAGGAGAAGAAAUGUUUUACACUGGAUCGUUCUCCUCUAGAACGGGAAGCCUUUUGGAAUAGAAGAUGUUUACA
Messenger RNA from Hyaena hyaena (striped hyena), 3511 nucleotides. RefSeq names its product glucosaminyl (N-acetyl) transferase 2 (I blood group) (gene GCNT2). The transcript has 3 exons. Bases 321 to 1529 code for a protein of 402 amino acids. Gene Ontology annotation, biological process: transforming growth factor beta receptor signaling pathway. Gene Ontology annotation, molecular function: acetylglucosaminyltransferase activity. Gene Ontology annotation, cellular component: membrane. Lineage: Eukaryota; Metazoa; Chordata; Mammalia; Carnivora; Hyaenidae. The record is from RefSeq and is a predicted model, not a curated record.